Messenger RNA from Peromyscus eremicus (cactus mouse), 407 nucleotides. RefSeq names its product CART prepropeptide (gene Cartpt). Gene Ontology annotation, biological process: cellular response to starvation; negative regulation of appetite; adult feeding behavior. The coding region runs from base 1 to 390 and encodes 129 amino acids. Lineage: Eukaryota; Metazoa; Chordata; Mammalia; Rodentia; Cricetidae. Gene Ontology annotation, molecular function: neuropeptide hormone activity. The record is from RefSeq and is a predicted model, not a curated record. The transcript is spliced from 3 exons.
AUGGAGAGCUCCCGCCUGCGGCUGCUGCCCCUCCUGGGCGCCGCCCUGCUGUUACUGCUACCUUUGCUGGGUGCCCGUGCCCAGGAGGAUGCCGAGCUGCAGCCCCGAGCCCUGGACAUCUACUCUGCCGUGGAGGAUGCGUCCCACGAGAAAGAGCUGCCAAGGCGGCAACUUCGGGCUCCCGGCGCUGUGUUGCAGAUUGAAGCGCUGCAGGAAGUCCUGAAGAAGCUCAAGAGUAAACGCAUUCCGAUCUAUGAGAAGAAGUACGGCCAGGUCCCCAUGUGUGAUGCUGGAGAGCAGUGCGCAGUGCGGAAAGGCGCCCGGAUCGGGAAGCUGUGCGACUGUCCCCGAGGAACUUCCUGCAAUUCCUUCCUCUUGAAGUGCUUAUGAAGGGGCAACAGCCUCCA